This is a messenger RNA of Triticum urartu, 2619 nucleotides long. RefSeq lists its product as uncharacterized. The record is from RefSeq and is a predicted model, not a curated record. Lineage: Eukaryota; Viridiplantae; Streptophyta; Magnoliopsida; Poales; Poaceae.
GUCCUUUUCAUCUCUUCCCAAAAACCCGAGUUCCCUCCUCGCCCUCGCCGCCUCCUCCCUCCUCUCUGCCACCCGUGAGCGCCCCGCUGAUUAUAAAAGCAAAAGCCAGAGCGCAGCAGAGACCACGACGCGCAGCGCAGCAAAGGAGAGGAGGCGGGGCGCGAGAUCGGGCUCAUCGCCGUCAAACCCCGGCUACUCCGUCGACGGCGCCCCCAGCGCCUCGGAGGCAGGUCGAGGUGCUGCGCAGCGCGGCGGCGGCCUGCUGCGAACCCCUCCUUGUUCUCGCGCCGGAGGGGACAAAAAUGGUUUUUUCCGCACAAGGUCCUCAGACAAGUAAUCAUGGAAAAGAAAGGCAUGGCAAAACCAUUGAUGAAGAAGGCAGCAGAGUCAGCUGCAAUUACUGCGGUGAGGUGGUUUGUAGUUACAACCGUCUAGAGCAACAUGUAGCAGGCAUCAAGGGCAAUGUUCGUCCAUGCAACCUAGUACCGGACAGUGUCAGGACAAGCUUAAGGAGUUCACUUGUGGAUUGCAAGAAAGAUCAGAUGCUCGGAAAAACGAAGAGACUGAAGCAAAAACAUGAUGAGGUUCCUCACACAAACCCAGCCCUUCCAUCUCCUCAAGUCCAGCAACCACAGCUACAACCAAUUGUGUCCAAUAACAACUGCUGCUUUGUUCAUUAUCAACCGGAUCUGACGCAGGCCAAGGAUAUCACGUAUAGUUCUUGUCAACCGAAACCCAAGGUUGAGACAAGUGAUUAUUUCGAUUCUCAGUCAGCAAAGUCAAUAGGCAAGUUCUUCUCCGAAGCUGCACCUGAGCCUGGUGUUCUCCAUUUAUCAUCUUUGAAGGAGAUGGUUGUGUUUUCCCAUGGGCCCGGGGCUGUAAUGCCUACGUACGAAGCUGUUCUGCAGGAGCAACUAAGAGAAACUGAGAACCGCACAAAGGAACUCAAGCAAGAGUGGCAAACAAGUGGCUGCACUGUAAUUGUGCAUAGUUGGAAGAGCAAGUGUACCAAAAGCUUCGUAAGUGUCCUGGUGCACUGCAGCAAAGGUACGCUGUUCCUCAGAUCCAUUGACGUCUCUGAAAUCACUGAGGACUUUGAUGAGCUAGAAUCAAUGCUUUCUCGCGUGGUUGAAGAUGUUGGUGCUCAUAACAUUGUUCAGAUUGUCAUGAAUGACGUGUCACCCCAUAUGCAGAUGGCACGGCAGUAUGUGCUAGAUAAAUAUGAUAGUUUUUUCUUCACACUAUGUGCUGACCAUUGCAUCAACCUUCUGCUUGAGAAAAUAGCAGCGCUCGAGCAUGUGAGUGAAGUCCUAAUGAAGGCAAGGGAAAUUACAUGGUUUUUAUAUGACCAUGCACUGCCAAUGAAACUGAAAGGAAGGUAUGUUCAGGAGGAGAUUUUGAGCAGUUCUUAUUUAAAAUUUGUGGCAAUGUUCAUCACAUUAGAGAGGUUAGUUUCUGCAAGAGUAGAUCUGGUGCAGAUGUUAAACUCGCCUGUAUGGGUUUCCUCUGGUUGGGCUUGUCUUGACUUGUUCAAGCGUAUCCAGAGCAUAGUAAAGACAGAUGAUGAAUUUUGGAAUGCUGCUGCAGAAGUCGUCAAGGUUACAGACCCACUUGUCAGUGUGUUGUAUAAACUGGAAUAUGAUAUCUGUCCGAUGGGUAUCUUGUAUGAAGCCAUGGAUAGAGCAAAAGAAGAGAUAUCUCUCAAUAUCGGAGAUGAAAGUGACUUUUAUUGGUGUAUGAUUGAUAGGAUAUGGGAUGAUUACUUGCAUACUCCUCUCCAUGCUGCUGGUCAGAUGCUAAACCCAAGGAUCUUUUACACAGCUGGAUUCCAGCCUGAUACUGAGAUCAGCAGUGGCAUCGCGGCCUGUAUAAUCCAACUGGGCAAGGCUCAUUACAAUGCCAGAAAAGCGUCUGCACAAUUGAAAGUGUAUGAGAAGAAGUUGGGCUAUUUCGACACAGAUCCAGCAAUGCAGCAAAUCAUGGAAUUACCACAAGUUGAAUGGUGGUUGACGCACGGGGCUCGCGUGCCCGACCUGCAGACCCUGGCGAGGCGUGUCCUGAGCCAGACGUGCUUCGGCGCCACCAGGUACAACAUCGACUGGAGCCUGUCGGAGAAGCUGCACGCCGAGUGGGACGAGAUGAUGCUGCCCGAGCAGGAGAGGUUCCGGCAGAAGGAGUACGUCCACUACAACCGCGUCCUCGCCCGCGCCGCCCCGCUCCUGCAUGGCUCCUCCGUGAAGCAGCACGACAGGGUCACCUUGGUGCUGCACGACUGGAUCAGGCCACAGAAACCGGCCGCUGGGUCGCCACUGACUGAGUGACGGCCUUCAGUUGUGCCUGGAGCGAUGCUUUCGCCUCUCCUCCGUUAGUAUUUGUAUGUGUGUGUAUGCUGCUGUAAUCCUGUGCAGCAGUAAUAAUCUGUCGGAUGUUCACUAGUGGCAUUCCCUUUGGUACUGUCGUGGUCUGCUGAAUCUCCCGGGUUUUUAUUUCUUGAACUCCUGCUGGAUUGCCAAGUUAGUUAUGUUGUUGAAACCCUACUGAAUUUCCAAAUCAUUAUUUGUAUGUGCGGAGAAACCCUGAUGAAUUUCCAAGUUAUUAUAACUAUGUUUGGAAAACAUA